Molecule: messenger RNA, 738 nt
Organism: Coccidioides immitis RS
Lineage: Eukaryota; Fungi; Ascomycota; Eurotiomycetes; Onygenales; Onygenaceae
Exons: 4
Coding region: 1-738 (245 amino acids)
Source: RefSeq, a predicted model, not a curated record
AUGGAGCUGCCCCCCAACCACCAUCAUGAUGUCCUCUGCAGCCUAGAGCCCAAGGUCAGAGACAAGCUCCAGCAGCAUGAGAAGCAUGAAAUUCAACAACUAAAAGACAGCUACAUGAGAAGCUUGCAGGAAUGGAAGAAGCACACUCUUCUGAACCUCAUGAAGACUGAGCAACACAAGCUCAAGCUCACUGACAAGGAGAUGAUGGAGAAUGAGUGGCAUGCUGGUGGAGACAAGAAGAUACUGUAUAUUCAUGCAAUUGAUGCCCUGGCCAAUUCCAGCUCCAAGUGUCAUGCAAUUCAACACAUCCUGCAGGGCAUGGGGAGAGACUAUUGUGGGCACCCAGAGAAGAUUAUUAUCCUGACAGAAUUCCCCUGUGUGGUUCACAUGCUUGAGCUGCAGAAGCAAGGCUACUGCAUUGCAGCAGUCUAUAGCAGUAUCCUGAUCAGCACCCUGGAGAUUCUAGGCAUAGGCUACACCUGUGUUUGUGCCUUCCAACUUAUCCUGCUGAGCCCAAGCUGGUUGGAGAGGGAUAAGACUCAAGACAAGGCAUGCAUCCACCACUACAGGCAGAUGAAUGAGGCCAUGUACAUCUACCACCUGGUGUGCAGAGAUGUCCAGGUCAAAAGCAACAUUCUUGACCAGCAGGCAAUGCAGAAGAGUUUCAAUAAACUAGCCAUGUUACUGCAGAGAGAGAUUAGUAUAGUUUCAGACAUUAUUGAUCUGGAUACAGUAUGA